Messenger RNA from Melampsora larici-populina 98AG31, 621 nucleotides. RefSeq lists its product as uncharacterized. The record is from RefSeq and is a predicted model, not a curated record. NCBI's taxonomy places the organism in Eukaryota, Fungi, Basidiomycota, Pucciniomycetes, Pucciniales, Melampsoraceae. The coding region runs from base 1 to 621 and encodes 206 amino acids. The transcript is spliced from 2 exons.
AUGAGAGAGUCCUGUUAUGAUAUUCUUGGUGUCAAACGUCAUGACAAUCAAGACGCAAUUUUACAUAGUUUUCUAGUUCAUCGUCUCAUGCUCAACCGAGAGGGCUCAUCCCAGGACCGAGCGCAUUACAGAAGGGUCAAGAAUGCGUUUGAAAUUCUCCAUGAUCCUGCCAAACGUAGACUACAUGACGCAUUCCUUGAUUCCAAUGCUCAUUCUCCAAGACCUUCAAGUUCAUCACCUGCACCAGCUGCACCCAGGCUUCAAUAUCAAGCCUUACGUGCUGGAAGUUCUACCCAGGUCCGAACAACCAACAAUAGAACCCUUGUUGAUUUCACACCGACUUUGGAACCUCAUAAAUCGGGUGCCAAAGAACGUCGAUUAUACCUCUAUGGUGAUUCAGAAAAAGGUUCGAAUCCGCCCUUUGCUACAAACGAAUCAACCAUCCCGUUCCCUACGAAAAUCCCGUGGCCUACAAUCAAACGAAAAGAAGCAAAGGACAAUAUGGCUGCUUAUGUAGAUCCUCCUAAACCUCAGGCUCUACCUGAAAGUGAGAAUGGCAAGGAAAAACAAAUUGAAGCUAAGCGCCGUCCCUCCAAGCUUCAGAAGAAGAGACCGUCAUGA